This is a messenger RNA of Melospiza melodia melodia, 1698 nucleotides long. RefSeq names its product uridylate-specific endoribonuclease A-like. Gene Ontology annotation, molecular function: RNA endonuclease activity. The record is from RefSeq and is a predicted model, not a curated record. Lineage: Eukaryota; Metazoa; Chordata; Aves; Passeriformes; Passerellidae. The transcript has 9 exons. The coding region runs from base 107 to 1447 and encodes 446 amino acids.
CCCGCGCAGCCUCGGCCGCCCCCGGGGGUUGCGGAGCCAAGCCCGGGAUUCUGGAUUUACCGGCCCUCCUCCCACUGCGGGCAGCCUGUAAUUAGCCGCGCGCCUAAUGAGUUUUGGCCAAGUUGGGGUGCAGCCCGCCCGAGGAGCCCUCGCUGCCAUCACGCCCCUCCCUCCUCCCCCCGUGGCACCCUCAAAAAGCCGGGAGCAACGGGGAGCUGAGGCACUCCCGGCCCGAUCCCGACCCCAUCCCGGCGCUCCCGAGCCGAUCCCGGCGCUCCCGAGCCGAUCCCGGCACUCCCGAUUCGAUCCCGGCGCUCCCGACCCCAUCCCGGCAUUCCCGACCCGGUCCCGGCGCUCCCGAGGGACGAUGGAGCCCUGGAUGCUCCUGCUGGGGGCAGGAAUCGCCCUGGGCUGCGUGUCCGGCCAUCUGUACACAGCCCCCGACUCGUGCGAGGGACGCUGCGGGGAGCCCUUCAAUGAGGAGGACGAGUGUCACUGUCACCCCGAGUGCGGGGCAGAGCACAACUGCUGCGAGGACCACGAGAGGCACUGCGGGCCCGGUGGAGAAGGCGCUGAGGGUGGAGCUCGAAGCCGCGACGGAUUCUCCAGCAGCAGCGGUUCCAUCUCGGAGCAGGAGCUGCUGGAGCUCUCGGAGCAGCUCUACGGGCUGGACCACAACAAAGCCAGGCCUGGUGACAUCGCCCUGAACCCGCAGCACCUGGCGGGCCCCGACGAGACCGGCGACAAGGAGGACCGGUCCCCGCAGCCGCUCUACAAAUACGUGAACGAGGCGCUCUUCUCCAAGCCCACCUACGCCAGCUUCAUUAAGCUGCUGGAUAAUUACCAGAGGGCCACGGGCAGGGAGGAGGAGGUGACGGCCGAGGAGCUGCAGGAGCAGGAGCGGUUCCUCCAGGAGGUGAUGGGAACGGAGCUGAUGAAGAAACUCUUCGUGUUCCUGCAGGGGAAAAAUCGCUACAGCUCCGAGCAGGAGUUCCUGCAGGACCUGAACCAGAUGUGGUUCGGUCUGUACUCCCGAGGGGACGGGGAGCGGGAUUCCAGCGGCUUCGAGCACGUGUUCUCAGGGGAGGUGAAAAAGGGAAAAGUGUCUGGAUUCCACAACUGGAUCCGCUUCUACCUCCUGGAAAAGCAGGGCGUCCUCAACUACUUCAGCCACAACUUCGACGGGCCGUGGGACACGUACCCCGACGUGCUGGGGCUCCAGUUCAGCUGGGACGGCUUCUACAAGGAGGUGGGCUCGGCUUUCAUCGGCUGCAGCCCCGAGUUCGAGUUCGGCCUCUACACCCUCUGCUUCCUCGCGCGGCCCGGCCGGGCAUGCCACCUGAGCCUGGGCGGGCACCGCCUCAGUGUGCAGACCUACCCCUGGACCAAGACCACCUAUGAUGGCGGCCGGAGAUUCAUCGCCACCGCCUACGUGAUGUCACCCUGAGCCAUGACGUCACCCUGAGUGGUGUCACCCUGAGGGGGCUCGGGGGGCCGCGGGACGGGAGCGGCCGCACUGAGGGCCUGGCCCGGGAGGGGCGGCAGGGACCGAACGAGGGGACCCCCACGAGGGGACACCCACGAGGGGACACCCCCAGACCCCGCCGCGUGUGGCAGGCCCAGGCUCGGAAGGGAAGGGAAGGAUUUGGCACGGAAAGGAGGAUCCUGAGCGGAAUAAACACUGCCCUGGCUGGAGGA